This is a messenger RNA of Eimeria mitis, 789 nucleotides long. RefSeq lists its product as uncharacterized. The record is from RefSeq and is a predicted model, not a curated record. Bases 1 to 789 code for a protein of 262 amino acids. The transcript has a single exon. NCBI's taxonomy places the organism in Eukaryota, Apicomplexa, Conoidasida, Eucoccidiorida, Eimeriidae.
AUGACCAAAUUAUUUCAACAGCUGUGCGAUAGGGCUCAAAGUCAUAUUCUCAAAGCGAAGUGGCAACAAAAACACUACGCAGACGCUCACCGCCGCGAUGUCCAAUACAACCCAGGAGAUCGGAUAUGGAUCAGCAGCCGCCACCUCCCGGGGCUCAAUCAGUGCCCCAAGCUAGAGCCCCGGUUCCGUGGACCCUUCACAGUCUUAGAACGCAUCGGUCAAGUCGGUUACAGCAUCGAGCUCCCGCCAACUUAUCCAUGUCAUAAUGUAUUCCACGUGUCUCAGCUUGUCCCCGACCGCCCACGCGAUCCUCAGAUGCAGUCUAAAGAAGCCGCCGUUGGAUGGUUACCGAUAACGGGCCCGGAUGGCGCUCCCACCGAUACCUAUGAGGUGGACUACAUUCUCAACCAACACGGUUCGGGAAAGGAUAUCCAGUACCUCGUUAAGUGGCGAGGCGCUCCUGAGGACCGCGCAACCUGGGAGCCAGCCGCCAAUCUUACCAGCUAUUUCAAGCGUGCAAGGGACAACCAGAGAAGACCUCAGGAUGUCGCCUCUAGCUUCGCGCAUACUACUGCAGCAGGGCCUUCAUCGCCGAGGUUUUUCUCGCGAGGGGGGGAAGGGGUGGCGCGGCACUAUCCGGCAGCCGCACCACUCAGAGCACAAGACAGCCUAAAGGAGCCGGAGAGAGAUACAUCGCUGGGAAGUACGGUGGACUCUGAAGCGGAACCCGAAAGGCGUACCAGCAGAGAAGUAGAAGAUGAGGGCGUGGUACCAGAAACGAGGAAGUAA